This is a messenger RNA of Scheffersomyces stipitis CBS 6054, 884 nucleotides long. RefSeq names its product Mss11p (gene MSS11). Gene Ontology annotation, molecular function: protein binding. Lineage: Eukaryota; Fungi; Ascomycota; Pichiomycetes; Serinales; Debaryomycetaceae. The record is from RefSeq and is a predicted model, not a curated record. The annotation marks the transcript as partial. The transcript has a single exon.
AUGUACCCCACAACACAGACACUAAACGAAACACCCUCUUCUGCUGGGUCAAACACCUCGGCUACAACGGCUGCAUCCUCAUUCACGAUCCAGAGCAUUGCACCCAAUGUCGUUAGUGAUGUGUUCGCUAAAGAUCUGCACCAGCUUCUUAUGGCUCAUUUGUACAACUAUCUCAAACAAGCCGGACUUCACGAGUCUGCCAAGUCACUUCUUCUGGAAUCGUCAAAUGUGCCUAACAACAUCAAAAAUAACUCCCCUCGGCAAGGUGUUACAGAUACACAGAUGGUGAUAAACGCUUCUUCUUCUACAGAUCCGUUUUUGUUGGAGUGGUGGUCAUUGCUCUGGACAGUUCAGCUGAAUAUGAACCCGGCGCUCAACCAGCUUUUCCACAAAACCAGCGAUCCACAACAACUUCAACAGCAAUUUCUUCUCCAACAGCAGCAGCAACAACAGCAACAACAACUACAGUUCCUGCUCCAACAGGGAUCUCAAGGACGACUUCAGCCUCAAAAUAAGCCACUAAUGCCACAACAACAUCCACAGCAACUACAACAGCAGCAACUUCUGCAGCAGCAAAUGCAGCAACAGCAGAUUCAGCAACAGCAGUUCGUCCAGCAGCGACUUUUGGCCCAACAACAACAGCUUCAGGCUCAACAAGCCGCUCUAGCAGCACAGGACCAAAACCCUGGACAAAAUGUAGGAAAUCUAAAUCCGCAACGAGCUGGCUCGAUAUCGUCGGCUUCUAGUGGUGUAGUACCAAUAUCGGCUAAUGCUAAUGCUAAUGCUAAUCGGAUGCUUCCACCUAAUUCGGCUGGAUCGGCACCUCCUCCUAAAAACGGGAAUUUGCAUCAAUACCAGCAGCAGCUUCGCUUGCAGCAGAUCAA